GACAUUUCUACCAGCUACUGGUUAGAAACAGUUUGUUAACCAAUUACAAGCAUUUUUUAACACUUUUACGUGUACUCUGUGCUAAUAUAUGAAAAUAAAUAGUUUUCAGUAUUUAUCUAAAAAGUUAUUGCCGCUGUUCGAUCGCCCGGACAGCCGAAAAUCGCCGUGUUACGUCACGCAGGCAAAGCCAUUUUGAUUCCCGUUCGCCGUCGUCUCGGGGGUUAUUAAGUUUGUGUUAUUAAAUUCGGGAUCAAUUCUCGAAGUCGAUCUGAUUUUUGUGCAAAGGCGAUAAGAGAAAAUUUAUCAAAAUUCCGGUGCCCACGAGUACCACAGAUACCGUGAACGGUAGCGGUGACAUGAGUGCACACAAGAGAAAAAACAGGGGAGGCUCUGUAAGAGCCCAAAGACAAAGAUCUAUUGUGACCGAUGGGGUGUACAAUAAUCCGGCUUUUAUGCACGCCGCUGCUUCCCAAGUUGGCAAUCCCGCAAGAAUUACAACUGCUUCCGGACAAGUUUGGGAAGGUAUUUAUAAAACAUAUUCUACAAAUUUUGAUGUUGUACUGGAAGUGGCUGUAAGAGUGGGAAAUCCGGACUCUCCUGAUUCGCAUUUACUCACUGAAACGUUUGUGGAGAAACUCGUGUUCAAAUCUAGCGACAUUUUGAAUAUUUGCUUUAGAAAUGUUGAUUUAGAAUAUCCAGUCAAAGACACUUUCCAAACUGAUACAGCAAUAGCAGCAAGAUUAAACGGUAAUAAAAAUGAAGAAAAACAGUUAGAACCUUGGGAUGCCGGGCAAAUAAACGGAACUGAUAAUCUUAGUUUAGAUUUAGAUGGUUCUAAUGGAUGGGACGUCAACGAUAUGUUUAGAAAAAACGAACAAGACUAUGGAGUGCAAUCAACGUUUGAUCAUUCUUUAAGAGGUUAUACUGUGCCUCUUCAAACGGGGGAUUCCCAGGAUUAUAGAGAAGCACAAGCGAAGGCUGACCAAAUUGCUAACGAAAUUGAAAAUCAACCUACUCAUAAGGCAAGGCUAGACCUAGAAAAUGGCGACGAGGAAGAAGCUUUUGCCGCUGUUGUCAGACCAAAUCAACAAGAAUCUAAUGGUAAAUAUAUUCCUCCCGCCAAAAGAAAGGGACAGAACAAUGGAAAAUUGGUUCGAAGUACGCCACCGCCAUCUAGCGGGUCUAGUAGUCAAAAUUCUCCAUCUCCCAAGGAAACUAGGCCUCCAGUUAGUUACCCCACUCAUAACAACCCUCAUCCGUCUCAUCAGAAUAGCGUUCACAAUUUACCAAGUCAUACUCCUCAGCCUCAAAAUCAAAUGCCUCACGUAUCUCCCUCUCAACAUAUCCACAACGUAGUACCGCAAGGAGUACCACCACAGAUACAACAAUCUUUAGGACCCCAACAUCAACAAAAUAUGAGCAUACAAUCACAUCCACCACCUCCACAAAGCCAACCGGGCCGUCCAAAUUCACACACGCCUCCCCACCAGUACCAACAGGGACCACCACCCAGGCAGCCCCCCGGUGGAUCGCACGGUAUGCCCCACAACGGUCCGCCCCAUAACAAACCUCAGUUGAACAACGAGCCUAAAUCUGGUCCUCAGCAACGCCAACAAAGGCACCAGCAGUACCAAGCUCAGCAACAUGAGAGAAUUGCGCCGCCGAUCCAGAGUCCGAGCCCUCUACAGUCUAAUUACCAAGAUAUUAAGCCGCAGGAUUCACCGCCGGUAGUACAUCAAGUCCCGACACAGCAACCCUUGAAUCAUCCCCCUCCCCCUCGACAAUCGGCACCCCCCGCCAGGCACGAACCUCCGCCGAGUCACCCACAAAAUCAGGAAACGAUUAAAGAUUUUCAGACAUUUUCGCAAGAUUUCAAGUUGGCGCCUAUACCACAGCAAAAUAGUAAUAUUAUUCCUAUUACGUCACCGCAUGCGCCCCCUCAAGGGGGAGGUCCGCCGAAUUUGGGGCCACAAGCUCAGCAUAUUCCAGGGGGCGCUGAAUCACCUCAAAUACCUCCACCCCAACACAUAGGCACCGGAGGAUCGCCAAAUAUGGCCGCUUCUGGACCAAACAGCAGUGGGUCGUCGAGCAAUAGUAACAGUAGUCUGAACAUGAUAAAUCCUAUAGAACAAAACCAGCCGGGUGGACCAAAUAACAAGCAACCUAGUCCAGCGCAGAGCCCAGCUAGUAUAGAGUCGGAGAAAUUACAAAACACCAUUGCAAAAUCGAAACUGAACCCUAACGCCAAGGAGUUUGUACUAAAUCCCACAGCUAAACCUUUUCAACCAAGAUCUCCUAGCACUCCUUCAGCUAGCCGUCCACACACUCCACAGACCCCAUCUCAUAGCCCAUAUAUGCCUCAAACGGUGAGUGGACCAGGGGCACCUCAGAUGCCUGCAGUCAUGAUGCACAUGCCUUACAUCGGGAUCAGUCAGGCGCAGUACCAACCCCCUCCACCUCAGACAAAUAGGAUAAGAAAAAUUCCAAUGGGCCAAAUAAGGACGGACAUGGCGUCCCAGAUGCAACACGCCGCAGCUGUCACUGGACAGCCCUUGUUAGCUCCGGCUCCAUUACCUCAGUUCAUAUACAACCCUUCGGCGGCCGCGGCGGCGCACGGGAUGAACCAGGCGGCUUACCAGCAGGCAGGUAUGGCCGCCAUGCACGCCACCCUGCGCAUGUAUAACGACGCCACUGUCGCGGCGGCCGCACCACCACAGAUACAGUAUUUACCACCUCAGCAAAGUGGGAGCGGGUCUCCAGCUCAGCCAUAUAAUCCCGCUGCUGUUCAGCAGCAACAAGGUCCACAGCAAGGUUAUCAAGCGGCGCCUCCGCCUCAAGGACCUCCACAAAUGCCGAUGUUCUGCAUUCCUACAAAUGCUCACAUGUUGCCAAGUGUACCGGCUUAUCUUCAACAAGCUCCUCCCCCUCCACCACCCCACCAGCACGUACAGGUCAGUCAAAGUUUUAGUCCAACACCAACACCCAGGUACACAGGGUGGUAAUCCGCAUGGCCCCAAUCCUUAACGUUGAGAUAGGUAUUUUUUAACAAAAUGUAUUUCGGUUUAAAUUUUAGUAAAUUUCUCUAGAUUUUAAGGUAUCAUCUCUCUCUAUCUCUCUCAUUGUAUAAUUUCUGGAGUAAAGUAAGAAUCUGCCAUACUAAAAUGUUACUUUAUUUGAAAAACGAUAGUAAAAAUAAUAAAAUAACGUUUUUCUGUCGUAAUUUCUACUCUGCUCUAGAGACUUUCGGAAAAAUUUAAUAAAAACAGUUGUUGACGACAAAAAGAAAAAUAAGAAAUAUGUAAGUAAUUUCAAUGCUACUUUCGUUUAUCGUUUUUUUUUUCAAGUAGGUAUAUUAAUAUUUUUAUGAAAUACUUAAAUAUAUGUUAAAAUAUACAGGGUGUCAAAAAAAUAGUGUAUCUAACUUUGGUGAGUGAUUCUACAGAUAAAAAUAAAACAAAAAGUUCCUAUAAACGUAUGUCCUAAAAUGCUUCUCGAACAAGUUACAGCCCCCUCGAAAGGUUAAAUAAAAAUAUAUUUUGUUUAUUUUUAAGCCAGAAAAUUGACAUCAAUCGAUUGGCAUAAUUUAGUUUUAGCGUCAGUACCAAUCCGUUAUACUAAAAUCCCCUAAAAAUGUAUUGCCAACUGUUUAUUUCAAUUGUUGUGGUUCUUUCAAAAAAUAUAUUUUGGAAUUUUUCGAAAUUUCUUACCUAUUUCUUAUUUGUUCAAGAAUUGUUUUAAAUCAACAGCAAUGUAAUUCAUAUUUUUGUCUAUACAGGGUUAUGCAUCAAGUGAGGACAUAA
Molecule: messenger RNA, 3800 nt
Organism: Sitophilus oryzae (rice weevil)
Lineage: Eukaryota; Metazoa; Arthropoda; Insecta; Coleoptera; Curculionidae
Product: ataxin-2 homolog
Exons: 16
Coding region: 357-3002 (881 amino acids)
Biological process (GO): cytoplasmic stress granule assembly
Cellular component (GO): cytoplasmic stress granule
Molecular function (GO): RNA binding
Source: RefSeq, a predicted model, not a curated record